This is a messenger RNA of Triticum urartu, 1079 nucleotides long. NCBI's taxonomy places the organism in Eukaryota, Viridiplantae, Streptophyta, Magnoliopsida, Poales, Poaceae. The record is from RefSeq and is a predicted model, not a curated record.
CGGUCUCGGAGUCGGUGCUCGGGGACUGCCUCCGCUUCGCGGGCGUCCCGCGCGACAGCUUCGUGGUCGCCACCAAGUGCGGCCGCUACAAGGAGGGCUUCAACUUCAGCGCCGCCCGUGUCACGCGCAGCGUCGACGAGAGCCUCGCCCGCCUCGGGCUCGACUACGUCGACAUCCUUCACUGCCACGACAUCGAGUUCACGAACCUGGACCAGAUUGUGAAUGAGACGAUUCCUGCGCUGCUAAAGAUCAAGGAGAGCGGGAAGGCGCGGUUCAUUGGGAUUACCGGAUUGCCGUUGAGCAUCUUCACCUACGUGCUUGACCGGGUGCCUCCCGGCUCGGUAGAUUUGGUUCUGUCCUACUGCCACUACGGAAUCAAUGAUACCGCGCUGGUGGAUUUGCUACCGUACUUGAAGAGCAAAGGUGUUGGGGUGAUCAGUGCUUCGCCCCUUGCUAUGGGGCUUCUCACGGAUAACGGGCCACCUGAGUGGCACCCUGCACCAGAACAACUCAAGCUGGCAUGCAGGACCGCAGCAGAUCACUGUAGAAAGAAGGGGAAACAUAUUACAAAGCUAGCCAUGAAGUAUAGCUUGAUGAACAAUGAGAUUUCUACAGUUCUUGUUGGAAUGAACUCUCCAGAACAGGUGGAGGAGAAUGUUGCUGCUGCAGUGGAGUUGUCGACUUCAGGCAUAGAUGAAGAACUUUUGCACGAAGUCGAAGCAAUUCUAGAACCUGUUAAAAACUUGACCUGGCCCAGUGGUAUUCAGCAAGCAUAAUGUCCGAGUCCGACAUUAGCUUGGCCAGAUGAGAUCCAUUGGGAUGGAUAUAUGUGCUAUUAGUAGUUGAUAGAUAAGAGUCAUAUGUGUUCAUCUGCAGCCUUGCCUGCCUGCCUGUCUUGUGAUUGAAAUAGGAAUAUCCAACUAUCCUAGGCAACCAAAUGGAAGACCGUCGUUUGGAAUUUGUGGGCAAUGUUGUUGUCUUGAGUAAUUUAUACAUAUAUGCCUGGGAGCCGACACUAACAAUAAAAGGUGAAUGAUGAUUGAUCAUUGAAUAAAUUGUUCGCAUAUGCCGCCCGUAUA